AUGGAUUUAUUUAUUUUAGCUUUAUAUAUAGGACAUUUUACCAUAAACUCUGCAAACUCAGCAAUUGCUCCAUUUUUCCCCCAAAGAGCUAUACAAUACGGCAUAUCUGAAUCCUUAAUAGGAGUAAUAUUCGCCAUACAUCCCUUUGGAAAUUUCAUAUGUACAAUAAUACUUGGAAAAAAUUUAUAAAUAGGCCAUAAUCGUAAAAAAUUUACAUUAUUAGGUAUAUUACUAACCGGAAUAGGAAUUUUAAUUUUUGCGUUUGGUUAAUCAUUAUUCUGUACUCCCGCAUUCGCAUACAUACCCAUAGUAUACAAAGACAAUUUUGAACAAAUAUUCGCCUAUAUGGAAAGUGCUGGUGCAAUCGGUUCAAUGAUGGGUCCUAUUUUAGGCAGUUUAUUAUUAAAAAUGUACGGUUACAGGUCUAUAAUAAUGGGUAUAAGCUUCAUUUUUUUAGGUCCUGAUCCAUACACUGGUUUUGCAAAAAAUAUGUAUUGUGUAAUUUUCGCUAAUAUUUCUAUAGGAAUUGCUUGUAUCCUUAUUUAUAUUCCUGCUUUGCCACAAUUUUAUAAAAUUAUUAAAUUCUAAUACCCAUAAGAUAAUGAUACUAUGAUUGGGGACAUCUCCAGUGCCUUAUUUAAUACUAGUUAUGCUUUAGGAGAGUUCGCAGGACCUCUUCUAGUCUAAUUAGAAAACUAUGUAUACACCAAUUGUGGAAAGUAAGAAAAAAUACGUUCCGAAAUAUUAUACACCAAUAUUGGAUAGUAAAGGAGGUGA
Molecule: messenger RNA, 777 nt
Organism: Ichthyophthirius multifiliis
Lineage: Eukaryota; Ciliophora; Oligohymenophorea; Hymenostomatida
Product: major facilitator superfamily protein, putative
Exons: 4
Biological process (GO): transmembrane transport
Molecular function (GO): transmembrane transporter activity
Source: RefSeq, a predicted model, not a curated record